This is a messenger RNA of Colius striatus (speckled mousebird), 8606 nucleotides long. RefSeq names its product kinetochore scaffold 1 (gene KNL1). Lineage: Eukaryota; Metazoa; Chordata; Aves; Coliiformes; Coliidae. Bases 1 to 7758 code for a protein of 2585 amino acids. The record is from RefSeq and is a predicted model, not a curated record. The transcript has 28 exons. Gene Ontology annotation, cellular component: nucleus. Gene Ontology annotation, biological process: protein localization to kinetochore; cell division; attachment of spindle microtubules to kinetochore.
AUGGCGCCGGCUGCCCGGCCCUUCGUCGGCAUAGCGUGGGGAGAGACCACCGAGCGGGGAACCAGCAGCUGUGCGAGGAGCGGCCGCUGCAGCUCCAGCCCCCUCGCUGCGGCUGCGGGGCGUGCGGGGCAGGGGAGAUACCGACAGGGAAGGCAGCGGGCUGAUUCCCCGGAGGCCGCCAUGUUGUACGGAGCUGCGCGGGCGCGUCCAUGCUGUACGGAGCUGCCGUGGGGCGCCACGCUGCUGUCGUCACGGCGGCGCUGCGGCGCGGGCAGAUUUGAACAGCGCCGCGGGCGGGGAGCGGGACGCGGCGGCGGCGGGAGGGCCGCGGCGGGCUCCAGGCCCGAGCAGCAGCUGGGUGCGAGCGGCCGGGCACGGAUCCCGACCAAGGGGAAGGGAGAGAAGGAGCCGCGCCGGGAGAGCCGCGGGAAGCGCCCGGUAACGAGAGCGGAGGGAACCGCGGACAAAAGGCGGGAAGAGACGGUGGGUCCCGCUGUGGCGUCUCCCCCGCGGGCCCGGGGCCUCGAGCGGCGCCGGGGACGGGGCCGAGGGGCGCUGGGGUCGGGGCCGAGCGGCGCCGGGGACGGGGCUGAGGGGCCCGGGGCCUCGAGGGGCGCCGGGGACGCGGCUGAGGGGGAGGUGCACUUUGUCAUUUGGAGGCUGUUCUGGACAGUGCCCUCAGCCUGUCAGGGCGGGGAAGGAGAGAACACGGGGGAUGCACUGUAUUUUAUAGGAAAAGCACUUCUUUCAGCAAUGGACAAGAUUUAUACAGAGCCCAACGUGGAAAGUGAUAAUACUGAGCACAUCAGAGGGAAGCGACUGUCCUCUAUUUUAAAGGCUCCACGAAAUCCUCUUGAAGAUCUAGGAAAUGGGCAAGAAUUGACACAGGAUAUCAACGGAGAAAAACGGAGGAAAACCUCUCGCCGCGUCAGCUUUGCCAACACCAUCAACUGCAGAGUCUUCCAGCGAGACCUUAAGAAUAACACAGCGGAGAGUGAAAGUACAGAGUGUGCAGCAGAUACGAGAAACGAUGACCAGCUUAACCAAGAUGAAGAACCUGAAGCUGUUCUGUGUGAGAUCACUGGGAUGAACACUUUGCUUCACGCCCCUAUCCAGGCAUUGGCGCAGCAGGCUGAGUGGUGUGAUGCAGACAAUGCUGCUCAAAGAACAGCCAGGCACGACACCACCUUCAUCUUUUCCGAGGAGAAUGAAAUGGAAAUGACAGCCAGUCACACUGCAGUGAUUGCACGUAACCUGAGAAACAACGCAGCUGACACCAGUGGGAAGAUCGACGUCACGGCCUUCCUGGCCGGGCUGAACUCCAACGGCUGCGGGGCGGCGGAGACGAGCCAAGACCACACGAACCGUUCCUGCCCGUCUUCGGGACAGAACGAAGAUGCUACUCCUGUAAAAAAAAUAGAUUUCAACGAAUUUUUGAUGAGCUUGAAGUCAAACAGAGAGACACUCAGUCCCGCUGAGGGACCCGAAAAAGAGAACGUGUUCUUUGGCUCGUCGCGAGCCUCGGAAGACGUGGCAGCAUCGUCAGAACUGGCGUACUCACACGAACCUUUGGACGCCUGCAACGUCACAAAAGUCUUUAGAGAGCAAGAGGCUGGAAUGGAAAUGACCAAAUGCCAGGCAUCUGCUGUUCAAGCUGUGUUUGCCGGUGCUGGGGAAGCUCUGCCCGAGCAGUCGCCGCCCGCUGAUGUCACCGAGGCGUUUGUGGAUGACGGGAUGGAUAUGACAACGAGUCACACAGCAAAAAUGUCCUUUCCCAUCUCCAGCGUUGGCAAUCAAAGCCUAAACCUCAAAAAGGAUUUCCCAUCCACAGAGACAGACAAUUCUGCAUUAAAGAGAGCAUCUAAUCAGCACUUAAUGGUUCAGCAGGACCCCCAGCUUGGUACAGACAGAAAAGCGGUGAGUGUUGAAGACAGACGUGACGCCGCUGUGCUCCGAGCUGUUAAACAGGAGGCCAGGACGAUGGCUGCCAUCCCAGGAUCCAUUUCUUCUGAGACUGUCUUCCGGGGCGAUAAGACUGUUGUUUUCUCUAAGUGUGAUGACAUGGAAAUCACCGGUAAUUACACCGAUGUGAUCUAUAACGACAGCGCCAAGAGCAGCUCGCAUCAUCAGAGUUACGAGAAGCCAGUUAGCACAAACGCUUCACUAGCAGAAACCAGGCGUCCAGCCCGUGCUGAUGGGGACACUACAAUGAGUCUGGCAUCUUUAGAUACUCGAGGUGCCGUGUCAUACAGAAAUAGUGCACUUGAAUUGCCUUCAGGCUCUGAUGAACGAAAAGUGACCCAAGAUCGUGGGACCGCUUCAGUGACUGUUGGGUUUGAGUCGUGCACAAAUUCAGUGUCUGCUGGGAUCUCCACCAGCAGACUCCAGCACAGUCUGGCAAACUCUCAACUUGCUUCUCUGCCAGGUGAGAAGACAGUAGUGUUCUCAGGAGAAGACAUGGACUUGACUAAAACCUGUGUCAUCAAGGGCGAUGGGAAGAGCGUUGCAAACGACUCUCACGCUGGGACGUUCGCCCCUGUCGCCUGCAAACCUCAUUUUCUUGGUAACACAUCUCUGUCUCCCAACCUAAAUGAACAGGAAGAAAUGGACAUAACUAGAUGCCACGCUGUUGUCAUUGAUGACCAAAGCAAUGGCACAGCUGUGCACUGUAACAUAACCCCAGGAAAGGAGCCCAACAGGAAUGUCAGCGGGGGUACGUGUUCUUGGGAUAUGGACAAGGAAAACCUGAUCGAUGGGAAUAUUAAAAGAAGCCAGGCUAUAGCAAUGAAUACUAAAGAUCUUGAGGUGAUGGUGGCUGAUAAGAAGCUUGGGAAAACAACCUUUCAGGCCGGGGAUCCAAGUUCCCGUGCCAAGAGCCUGCGACCAUUGCGAGACCUAAAGAGAGAAGGCCCCGAGAAUAUCGUCACCAGCGCCGGUGCGUUCGUGUCUCUGCAAAGCCAGACAGUUGGUACAGCUCAGCCUGUGGGAAAAACCCUUCUAAAGGCUACUGUUCCCUGCACAAAGGGCAAAACGGGCAUGUUUGCAGAUGAUGGAAACAUGGACAUAACCAAAACUCAUCCUGCUGCCUUCGAUGUUGCUCCUGCUCCUACAGGCCGAGAGUAUGAGAAUAAUCAGGAUGCAAACAGCCUAACAGCCAAGCAGCUGCAAAGCCAGACCUUCCUGUUCCCUGGUAGUUCUGGUGUGGGUAUCACAAGUCAGACUGCAGGUGGGGACUUGAACACAGUCAAACAAACUGUUACUACUUUGGCUCCAAGCGGUUCAUUUAUUUCCAGCAAUGAGCCUGCUCCCUCCGGAAUGAAAGGAAAGGAACGACUUGGAAGUGUACUAGGAAUAAGUGCAGGUUGCCAGGACUCUGACAGGCAAGAGGAAACCCAUAUUUUGAGAGCAGUGCCAACUCGAGUGGAUUCCAAGAGAGACAGGACCUCCCAGCCACCAACGGGAACCUCCCAGCUGCCUUCGCUCGGAGAAAAGUCAGUUGUGUUUCCCUCUGGUGAAAACAUGGACCUGACUGGAAGCUGUGCAGGAAUGGUUCCUGGUUACAGCACCAACGCUGGCUCGGCAGCACCCGGGUCCCUUGUUCAAGAUGAAAAUCAAACAGUGUCCUUAACUAAAGGGCUCGUGAGGACAGUGAACAGUCGGGAGCCGCCUGCCUGCGGUGUGUACUCCUUGCCAGCUGCCCAGAACGUGGUAACCAGGAGUGGUUUAAAACCUUUGCCUUCUGCAGAUGAGCAAACAAGAGUAUUUUCAGCAGGUGCUGAUAUGGACAUCACCAGGAGCCACACGGUCUCGGCUGACAAAAUACUGGUGCAGCACGGAAGUUGGGGCGAUGACGCAGCCUCGAUGCGUGGAGACAGAACUUGUGUGUUUACCUACAGUGAUUACAUGGAAAUAAGUCACCUGGAUGCUGUUGCAGUUGAUAAAGCCACGGAAAAGGCUGCGCCUCAAGGGAUGUUUAACAUAGCCAAAAGGACUGGAAGGAAAAGCCUGAAGGGAACCACGGGGGAAAAGACUGUUUUGUUUUCACUGAGUGAUGAGAAUGACGACAUGGAGAUGACACAGAGCCACACGGCUGCAAUAGGCCAUGAAAUUGCCUCACAGGCUGAGGGAGGGCUUCGCUGUCUCUCUUCAGCUCAUCCUGUGAAAGCUGUUACCUUCACAAGGAGCCAGGCUCACCUGGACAUGACCAAGUCUUGCUCUGCCGACAGAAGCACCGUAGAAGUUGUACGUGGCAGUGAACCGAAGGUGGGUGAGGAGGUGGGACAGCAAGCGCUCUCAAGUGGCAGAACAGCCCCGUUUGCUCUGGAUGGUGUGGAAAUCGCCAAACCCCACCAGGUAGCUUUGGGAGGAAAUCCUCUGCAAGGCCAGCAGCACGAGCAGUCUGUUCCCUUCACUGCCACAGUUCAGUUCCCAGGUUACCAGGCUGACAUGGAUAUGACCCAGGUUCACCCUGCUGAUGAAAGCACUGAGCGAGUCCUUGGUGAGGACAGGUUAAGCCUGGCUAAGCAGGUGGCACAGGAGGCUGUUUUGGGGAGCAAAACUGUUGUUUUUGCAGUGGCUGAGGAUAUGGAGAUGACUAAAACUCACACAGCCAUAGCAAGUUGUGCAGCUGGUGUACAGGACAGAGAGGCCGUUCCAGGCGGUUCUGCAGUUCCUGCUGAUAAAACCAUUGUGUUUACCCACAACCAGGAGGACAUGGAAAUAACCGCAUCCCAUACUACUGCUGUUAACAACAAUAUUGAUGGACUUGGGGACCGAGAGGUGUCGCACCAGAGCACUCAACAACCCGGCUUGCCAAGUGCGUCAUUUUCAUGCAGAGGUGAAAGAGACUCCUCACAUACAAAAGACCCGAACGGUGACUAUCACACCAGCCCUGAGGGUAAGCCCAGCGUUCCCUCCUCUGCCUCAUCAGCCUCAGCGUUCCCUGGUGAGAAAGGAGCUAUCAAGGUCCCCAGUGGCACAACACCAGAGGUCGUUCAUUCUGUGUCGCUUCCAGAGGGGACUGUGGACGUGCAGACACCACAGGAUCUUCACCUGCCCACGGGUAAUCCUGGCUCUGUAAGCAACGGGGAGGACCUCGUACCACCAGAAAACCUGACAUCAAAGAGAGUGUCUUUCAAGCUUCCAAGUGACGUUCCCAUGGAUUGCAGUGAAGAAGGUGGCGAUCUGGCAUCCCGUGUUUCACCUCCCAUCCCUCAACCACGUUCUUCGAGGGGCUCUCCAGAUGCACGUGAUACCCAGAGAAACCAGCUACUGCAUGGGGACGCAUCCAGUCGUGAAGAUUUAGCCACAGAUUUAGGCUUGGCUGGAGCAAGCCUUGUUCCGGCUUCUAACGAGGAAACAAAGGAAAACAAGGGGCUGGCACCUCCAAAAGCCUUCCAAAUAAACUCUGACCAAACUAAGCAACCUUUGGUCGGUGACAGUCCAAGAGAUGAAACAGGUGCCAGGCCUGCACCUGGGUUAUCAGGCAUUUCAAGCGUGUGUUCCAAACUGAAAGAUAUUCGGAGGAGAUCUGCAGCCCUCUCUGUUUCUGAAACAGCUUUGCCUCUGUCAUCUGACCAGUUGCCUUUAUCAUCUGUUCAGCCAGAGCGUAGCUCAAGGUUAGGGAAGGCUGUAAAUGAGCCAAGCCAGAUACUUCCUGCCAACCUGCAGGAGAACACGUGUCCUGAAUCUGGAGCUGCUCCUACAGGUGCAGAUUUGGGUAAGGCACUUAAGGAUAAAUAUCAAGGACUAAAUGUCCCUCUGGGUAUCUUCCAGCCUAAACUGCCAAACAGAAGAAAUGCUUCUGUUUCUAGUGUGCAAGACAUAAAUGCAAAAUCAUCAAGCAAAGGAGAAGCUGCAGCUUCAGAAGCUGAUGGCAAUGCUGGUGAAGCCUCAGGUAACAGUAAGUCCAGUCGGCAGAACUUCAGCCCUUGUCAGUUUAUAGCAGAAGAAUUUCUUCCUGUCUGCCUGGAGGAAAUGGAUUCAAAUGGAUCUGUAAGCUCUGAGCUCAUGGACAAUGCUUGCAGUGAGUUCAGCAAAAAGCAAACCUCCUGCAAUGAAAACAAUCAAUUUGAAGAGACAAAACCUUGCAACAGCACAAAAAGAGCUCUGGAACCAAAUGAGGAGGAUCUUCAGAGUCCAAAGAAGGUCAAGAGAGAUGAAAACUUGGAUGGUGAGGCCUCCCAAGACUUCCAGGUUACCUUUGGUGCUGUGUCUCAAAGCCACGCAGAAGUUCAUGAGGGUGAGGGUCUUCCCAAUCCACCUGCCAAGAGCCCUGACUGCACUCACGCCAGCACCAGCAGCUCACUGGAUUCUGUGAAGGCUGACACAGAAUUAACAAUUCAGCGCAGCAGUCAGAUGGAGUCUCAGCUGCUCACAGACAGCAUUUGUGAGGAUAACUUACGGGAGAAAUUUCAGAGUGGUGCCAUCACAGUUGGGGAGUUUUUCACCCUUCUUCAAGUCCACGUUGCCAUUCAGAAGCCCAGGCACAGCCACCUUCCAGCCACUGUGGCAGUCAGUGCAGCACCCACCCCAGAAGACCUCCUCUACAGCCAGUACGUUUAUCGCCCCAAGCUGCGCAUUUAUGAAGAAGACUGCCAGGCCCUUUCCCAGAUGAUUGAUGAGUUAAAAGUGUAUGCAGCUGUCCAGGACCAACUCCUAGUGAAUGUGAACAAGAGUUUGUGGGAGGUAAUGAGAACCUGCUCUGAUGAAGAGCUGAGGAGCUUUGGAGCAGAACUGAACAAAAUGAAAUCCUAUUUCACCAAGGAGAGUAAAAUCUUGGCUCACAACGAGAAGGCAACCCUGUACAGCAGAUUGCUGCAGAGUGCACAGGAACAACAGGGAAAGCUACAGUCAAGAAUAGAAAAGGUGAAUGAACUGGUGAAGGAGGCAGAGAGCUGUCUUGUUGCUCUGAAAGGAGGUUCUUACUUGGAAGAAUGGGAAGCAGACAGCAGUGAUGAAAUGGCAAGAGGGAGAAGCCUGGUGGAAGAACUGGAAAGCCUCAAAGCCCAAGAAGAGGAACUUCAAAAAGAACUGUCAGAGCUGGAGACCCAGAAUGAGCAAAUGCUGCUUCAGAUGCACCAGCUAGAGGAAAAAGAAAAAAGCUGCCAGGAAGUCCUGGAGAGUUUUGACUUCACAGAGUGGGAGAUUGCUGAGUGGAGUGAACAGCAGGCAGUCUUUCAUUUUCUUUAUGACUCUAUCGAGCUGACAGUUGGGUUUGAGCCCCCAACAGAUGGUGAUGUUUUUGGUGAGGAUCCUUCCAGAAAGGUGGUGAGCCUGAAGUUCGAAUCUCUCUUGGAUGAGGACAAGGCUCCACCCUCCUCAUGUUUAGUCCGAAGACUCAUCUUCCAGUUUAUUGAAAGCCAGGGAUGCUGGCAGGAGAAGUGUCCCACACUGUCCUCCCUGCCCCAGGUGCUUCACGAGGUCUCUUUGGUGGUGGGUCGUUGCAAGAUCCUGGGAGAGGAGAUUGAGUUUCUGGAGAGGUGGGGUGGCAAAUUUAAUCUCCUGAAGACUGAUAUCAAGGACACAAAAGUGAAGCUUUUGUUCUCAGCCUCUGCAGCUUUUGCAAAGUUUGAGCUGACCCUGUCUCUAUCUGCCAGCUACCCAUCUGCCUCCCUGCCCUUCACUGUCCAGAGCCACAUUGGGAACGUUGGGGAGGAGGAAGUCUCUGCUGUUCUCUCCAGCGUCCCCUUUGGUAGCCACUACCUGCGGAGAACAGUCAGCUCCAUUCACCAGCGUCUGCUGCAGCAUCCCAGAUGAUUCACCAGGGCUGGAGAAGUCGGAGGAGACAUGUUCCUUGGUUUCAGUCUCGUAAGAACUGAAGCUGUCUCUCAGUGCUGUUAGUGCUCUUGUCUAGGAACUGGUGGAAAAGCAGAGGCCUCUGAGGAGAAGGAAGAGUUUCUUACAUCUUUUAUGAAUCCAACCUGCCUUUCAUCUCCUUUCAGUCACCUCCUUGUAUAGUCUUUCCUAGCCUGGAUAUUCUUUGGACGUAGCAUGUUGAUUUUGUUCUGGGUGGAUUUCCAGAGCUCCUGUAUAAGGCAAUGAUGAGCAAAUGAACACCAACACGACUGGAAUUGACUGUCACCACUACUGCCUUGCAUUCCAGCAUGUACCACAUCACAGCUGGUGUUUAUCCCAAAGCACAGGAGCUGUAAUCCUGCUGCUGACUAACCCAGAUGCCUUGUCAGAACGACCCAGGUGGCCAAAGCCUCCACCACUGUUGUCACAAAGGCUCCCUGUGCUCAGCCAUGGCCUUUGAGGUGCAGCAGGCUCCAAGCCGUCAGCUUCCAGCUGCGGGAUCCUCUGCAAGCAGAAGUUUGUUGUGCUCUUCCCUGUCUUUGCCCAGCACAGUCUCUUGGUUCUGAGCUUGGAAAGCAUUAGCAUUGCAGUGAGGAGAUGGAGCUCUUUCAGGUACCUGCAGUGUGUGUGGGGGGCAGGCCAGGCUGUUCUUGUACAUACUCUGUAUAUUGUGCAGGUGGAGCUGAUGUAACCCUGGCUGCGUUGCUGCUGAGGCAGUGCCUGCUGUUUCUCAGCUGUCCCUGCCACAGGCAGAAGCAAAUGCUUGCAUGCCUGUAUAAUAUGUUGACUUUUACAACGUUUGCAUGUGU